Molecule: messenger RNA, 1287 nt
Organism: Mesorhabditis belari
Lineage: Eukaryota; Metazoa; Nematoda; Chromadorea; Rhabditida; Rhabditidae
Source: the annotation of a GenBank genome assembly
AUGUUCAAUCGUCAUCGCAUUUGUGACGUGAAACCACAAAAAGAAUAUGAUCUCUCGAGGUCAUUUAUGAGAAUCGAUAUUUCAAGAGAUCAUUCAGGAGAUGAACCACAAGAAGGUGAAACCGAAGACGAUGAAAUCCCAUGUAAACGACGAAAUCAGGAAGCCAAAUCAGAAUCACCAAUUACUCAGCCAUCAUCCACGCCUGCACUCUACAAUUCGACAACCGAAUCGGAUUGUGAAACUCUCUCAAAUUCCAUUGUCGAAUCCCGUCCUGCGAGUGAAUGGAAUGAUCCGGAGAAACCGGGUUCAAGUCGACUCCCGUGGAUGGAUUUGGUUGAUGACAUCUAUUUGGAGGUGAAAGCGUUGAAAGAUCUCGAUUCAAAUCAUUUGUCAUUUCCACAAUUCGCUGAUGCAUUUAUGUUAAGAACGAUCAUCAAGAAAGCCAGGAUGAUUUACAAGAUUUACAAGGCCGUCUUUCACGAUCAAACACCAGAAAUCGUUCGAGAACCACUUCCAGUGAGUGUUAAUAACUCUCAAAACCGAAAACAAGUUGUAGUGAGUACUUCACCGAGUAUCUCUAGCCUUUCACAAACAACUGAUAUUCAUGGAUCGUUUCAAGCAAAUCAAUCUGAUCGAAAAGCAGUUCAUCUCAUUGUUGGAUUCAUUCUUGUACUUGCUCUCGGAGCUGUCACCAUAUCCGGAUACUCAAUAAUUCAUCAAUUCGAACAAUCCGAGUUGCCCUAUGUGGAGAAACCAUAUCCGGAUGUUCAUCCUCAAACUUAUAAUGAGAGUAGAAGUCUGGAGGCUUUACAAGAGAUGAAUGCCGAAAGAAUAGCUGGCACUUGUGCAAAGAGUUGGCACUACGAUGUGAAACAUCAAAUGUGUUAUAAGAAAAUCUACAACGUCGCUUAUGAUGAUGCGUUGCGGAGAUGCGCUCGAAUGGGAGCACACAUUGUUAAGAUUGACAAUCAGCAGAAGAAUUCGAUUAUUAGAGAGUUCACAAGUUCCGGAUUCCCGAAUGAUCUCAAAUCGGGAAACGUGUUGCUUGGAGCCAGGAAAAAGAGAACCGACUUUGUUUGGGAUGAUGGUAGUCAAUUUUCCUAUCAUCGAUGGGCGGAGAAUGAGCCGAAUAAUCGAUUGGGAGUUGAGGCGUGCAUAGCGAUGUACAGUGAUCCAAUAAUCGGUUUGGAAAGUUUGAGCGAUGAUUAUAUUUCUCGAUGGAAUGAUGUCCCUUGUGAUCAAACACAACGAAUUACUGUUUGCGAAAAAAGGGCACAGAUUCAAAAU